Molecule: messenger RNA, 2245 nt
Organism: Cyprinus carpio (common carp)
Lineage: Eukaryota; Metazoa; Chordata; Actinopteri; Cypriniformes; Cyprinidae
Product: C-C chemokine receptor type 5-like
Biological process (GO): immune response; G protein-coupled receptor signaling pathway; chemotaxis
Cellular component (GO): membrane
Molecular function (GO): chemokine receptor activity
Source: RefSeq, a predicted model, not a curated record
CUUUAUGUUAUGUAAUGGUAAAACACUUAAACACCAGAGGCUAUAAAAUGUAAGAUAUGUCAGGUUAUACAGACUAUGGACAUCUCUUUUAAAAGCACUUUUAAGUGGUUGUGUGUGCAGAGUGUGUAAAACCACAUGUUAACACAUUGCUCAGCUGUUCUGAUUACACGUGCAAUUUUACACAUGCUUUUUUACUGGUUACUUAUUGGCAUAAGUUUGUUUUUAUUGUUGUUUUUUGUUUUUGUGGCAUUAAAGCACUCUGAGGUUUAUAUUGCAGUGCUGCAACAUAGUUUUUUUAAUUUACAAAUAAAAGACAGAACAUAGAUGCAUAGCAAUGUAAUUUCCUCCAAACUGUAGUGGGAGCCAAUCGAGUCAUUGCUAUUGCAGCCAACAUGAAACUAGUUCUGCAUCUGCAAAACCCCUACCCCAGUUUACCUAUACAGAGGAAGUGUAACAAACCUAUACACUAAGAAAAAAAAAAAAAAAACUAUAAUAGAUCAUGCUUUUUUGACUGAUCUCACAUGAUAAGAUCUUAUCUCAACUUCCCAUCUUUGCUCGGAAGGUCAGGGGGCAACAUCAGUAACCACAUUUUUAGAGCAUCCACUGUUUCUCUGAUUAUGAAUUCUACAGCUGCGUUGUUGAGGACUACUGCACAGCAUCCAUGGACUGAGACGAUAUCUUACAGUAUCACUAAUCUAAAUGAGCUUGCAUCAUCCAGUGUGGAUUCACUGGUUUCGGAUGAGUCACAGAAUUAUGACUAUUCUGAGUACUACGGUAAUGAUUUGGAUCCAUCUGUAUUGCCCUGUGUUUAUGGAAUUCACGGAGCUAGUAUCCUCCCUGUGUUAUAUUCCCUGUUUUUCAUCGUGGGCUUUCUGGGUAACAUACUGGUGAUCUGGGUGGUCUUGAUGGGUGUGAAGCUGAGAAGCAUGACUGACAUCUGUCUUCUGAACCUGGCUAUAGCUGACCUGCUCUUGGUCUGCUCCCUCCCCUUCCUAGCACACAGUGCCAGAGACCAGUGGACCUUUGGAGAUGUUAUGUGCACUAUGGUUUUCAGUGUCUACCACAUUGGAUUCUAUAGUGGAAUAUUCUUCAUUGUUCUGAUGAGUGUUGAUCGAUACUUAGCUGUAGUUCAUGCUGUGUUUGCUUUGAGAGUCAGAACAAGGACAUAUGGGAUCUUAGCUAGUGUGAUCAUAUGGAUCAUUGCAGUUUCAGCAUCCUUUCCAGAGCUGUUAAAUCUCAAAACCACACAGAUGAAAAAUUCAACUUAUUGUACAUAUUAUCCAACAAAUAAUAUAGAUGCUAGUCAUUAUUCGAUAAUUAUUGGCAUCUUUAAAAAAAAUGUCUUGGGUUUAAUUCUUCCACUUAUUGUGAUUGGAUUUUGUUACUCAAUGAUUCUGAUGAGACUCAUGACAGCUCGUACUUCCAGGAGGCAGGCCAUGCGUCUUGUCAUCGCGGUAAUGGUGGUCUUCUUCUGCUGUUGGGCUCCAUACAAUAUUGCAGCUUUUGUGAGAGCCUUAGAGCUGAGUGAACACAUAAAGCCAGCUUGUGAGGGCAGUAAGGCAAUCAUUCUAAGCCUGCAGAUCACAGAAGCUUUGGCUUACUCACACAGCUGUGUGAAUCCCUUUCUUUAUGUGUUUGUGGGAGAGAAAUUUAGGAGGCAACUUUUCAGACUCCUGUACAGGACACCCUUCAGUAGAGUGAAGUUCUUGAAGAUCUACAUUAUACCAGCCACAGGAUCUGUUUACUCACAGACCACUAGUGUGGAUGAGAAAUCAGCUACAGCUAUUUGAGUAAAAGAAUAAUUGGAAUAGGGAAUAAAAAUAAAACAAAAUACAGAAGUAAACAAGUAAAUCAAUCAAUCGAUCGAUCAAUUAAUAAAUAAUGGAUUUACUUUAGAUGAGGCAAGUUUAUAGAUGGGCAGUUUGAAUGGAAAUUUUAUCAGAAAGCUGUAAAUAGAUGAGGGCAAGUUUUGAACAUUGGACUGUUCACGUUAAAAACAAAGAUCAUACAAUGUCAUUUACAAGCAUCAUAGUGUUGUUUGUGCACAUAUCUGUAAAUGUUUAUAUCUGUUUUUCAUAUGAUCUUUACAUUUUUGGUUGUUUUCUGACUAAAUAUAUGUACUUUGUUUUUUACAUGUGCAUACACAUAUAUAUGUAUUUUACUGUUACUAAUGUUUUUGUUUGCUAAAACUGUAUGAAUGAUCUUUUGUAAUAAUACAGCUUCAAUAAAAAUGUAUGUAAGUUUG